AUGGAGUUGUUUUUGCAACUGAAAGAUCAAGAUGAUAUUCUUCACAGUAGUUUAGAAUGUGAAUUUGAGAGUGAGGUAGGGUUUAUAAACUAAUUAUAAUUAAUUUCCGGUCUUUAAAUGUAGAUUUUUAGGCGACGCUCAAACAAUUAAAAUGCAAACUGAAGGCGGUAUGGGAUAUUGAUCAAGAUUAUCAAGAAAUUUAUUUUGACGAUGGAAAUCCACUUGUGGGACUCAGGGAAAAUAGCCUGAAAUCGUACGGGGUAACCCAUGGCUCUAAACUAAUAGUCGUAAGUUUUUAAUGUUAUAUUCGGUAAAUUUUUGUUUUUAAAUACAAAUGUUUUCUUUUGAGUUUGAAAUGUUUUUCACAAAAUUUCGACCAACAUCGUGGUUCCAAAAAUAAAAAUUUACUCUGGAACAUUUAAACGUGAAAUCCUUUUUUUGUGUACUCUGAAAAUUUUCUAAUUUUUUUUGGAAAUUCUACUCUGGCUCACGGUGCCGAGAUGUGAUUUCAACCUAAGUUGCCCUAUGAGAAAAACGUCUGAUUAAAUAGUAAAAUCUACCAAUAAAUAUGGAUCAUGUUCACAUUUUGAAGAGCAAUCAUUUUUUAGAAGCACUCGAAUCUAUCGUGGUGGUCGCAAUAUAAGAACUACAUAGAAAUCGCAAUAAAACCAGGUGAUAAAAGAAUGGUACAUGCCAGAGAGGCCGUAAAUCUCCAAACUCGUUUAAUGGAACAAGGAUUUUUCAAUGUGUAUAGCAGUUUCAACGCUUUUCGCAUGAAAUACCACCACGAUGUUGCCGCCUGGGCGGACGAUAAUUUGCAAUUAAUGAAAAAAGCAAUCGAGAUCCAAUUUCGUGCGCAACAUUUCAAACGUGGAGCCGAAGAUGAGUCUGAUUUUUCUUGUCGAUUUGAAAUUCGACCAAUAGAUCUAGCAGGCUCACGAAAAAACACAUUGGCCUUAGUUAAACUUCAUGGAGAGAAAGAAGAGACGAAAUUCAACGUGAAGUAAAUAUUUUCUCUAAUUUCCAAUACUUUAACUAUCAAAGUUUAUUUAGAUGUCACCAUUUCGGUCCUUCGUGUAGCUUUCCAAAAGGUCAAUUUCCUGAUAUCAAAGAAGUUUUUUGCUACAAGCUACUCGAAUUGAUCAACGUCGGGCCUGAGGCACAGUUUAUUCUCUCGAACAAAUUCACCGGCAGCAAAACUUCGAUGUAAUAAUAUUGAAUCUUACUCCAAUUUAAAUGUUACUCAAACUUUAGAUAUAUCGCAACCAAAUGGAAUGAGAGAUUUGUACCGAUUUCCGGCGGAGAAGAAAUUAACGUGGAAACACUUGGGCAACUUCUACUGCUUGGAAAAUUUCUGUUUCUCGACGAUCUCCACUCCGACAACUGUGGUAAUUUAAAAAAAAUAUGAACAUUACUAGUGAAAACAUUAUUAAUUUUAUUUAGGUAAAUGGAAAGAUACCAACGAAGCGGCGAUUGUGGAUUUUCUCCCUAAAAGUCACACUUUAUACAAAGACAUAAAGAUGGCGCUGCUCGACAAUCAAUCAUCAUUGUACUGGGAAACGACUCAGAUCGAUGCGUUGGAAAAAUGCAGUGAAAAAUUUCGAUUGCAAAUAGCAAAGAAGUAUAUUCACAAAUGGGAUCUAUUGACUAAGAUAGACAUGGCCAAUGAGCAAAUUAAGCGUGAGAAGGAUUUGAUGAAACGACAUGAAAUUGGCUUCAAGGGCGAAAAAAAUCCCACAGAAGAACUUGAACGUUAUAUAGAAGUAGUAAAGGAAAAUAUAACAGCAUUAAUCGAUAUUGUGAAUGACGUCGAGUAG
Messenger RNA from Caenorhabditis angaria, 1817 nucleotides. Lineage: Eukaryota; Metazoa; Nematoda; Chromadorea; Rhabditida; Rhabditidae. The record is from the annotation of a GenBank genome assembly.